UUGACAGCUCAGAUCGAGACAGGUGGUGUGAAUACAUCAUGUAUCGGGGCCUGAUCAGGUUGGGUUAUGCAAGAAUUUCUCAUGCUGAACUGAGUGACUCUGAGAUUCAGAUGGCCAAAUUCAGGAUCCCUGAUGAUCCUGCCAAUUACAGAGACAACCAGAGAGUGGUCAUAGACCACAGAGGACUUCCCAAGAACAUUCAUUUCAACCCCAGAUUUGGCUCCUACAAAGAAGGGCACAAUUAUGAGAACAACCACCAUUUUCACAUGAAUACACCCAAGUAUUUCAUCUGAACCCUUCUAGACAAGAUGUUAUUGUUGACUGGGAGAAAUAUGUACAGCUCAAAGAAGAGUUUAAUGAAGACAGAAGGAUACAUGUGAUGAACCCCAAGAGUUAAAAAGGGUGACAUCGU
Cricetulus griseus (Chinese hamster) is the source of this 412-nucleotide messenger RNA. NCBI's taxonomy places the organism in Eukaryota, Metazoa, Chordata, Mammalia, Rodentia, Cricetidae. The record is from RefSeq and is a predicted model, not a curated record.